Molecule: messenger RNA, 1833 nt
Organism: Pedinophyceae sp. YPF-701
Lineage: Eukaryota; Viridiplantae; Chlorophyta; Pedinophyceae
Source: the annotation of a GenBank genome assembly
AUGGGACGGCUGGACCGGCACAGCUCUGAGGAGCUGCCCGUCGUCGCGCCUGGCCACGCACGGUUGCAUCCAGAGCAUCUGCGCCUCUCCAUGCCGACGUGCGGCGCCGUGUUCCUCGGCUGCGCGGCCCUCUUCCUCGCCGGGUUCGCCCUCUUCUUCGCCGGCGAGAACGCGCGCCGCGGGCCCCCGCCGGGGCCCGUAACAAACACGCUGCGCGGGACGCAGCGGUGGCCGAGGACCGUCAAGCGCGUGGCGUUCGGCAGCUGCACCGCGUACGACCUGCGGCCGCAGCCGAUCUGGGACCAGAUCAUGCGCGCCGAGCCUGACGCGUGGGUGUGGGUGGGGGACUUUUCAUACCUUGACAUGCCGUUCGUCAACUGCCUCGUGCUGCCGGACCACCCAGAGUGCAACUGCGAGCCCACGUGGCUGUCGAGGCCGCCGUUCAUGUGCCGGGCAGGGGACCUCGGCCAUGCAAGGCGAAGGAUGCAGGCACAGUUAUACAAUCGCGACUACCAGCGAUUCCUCGAGUUCAUGUGCCCAGGGCACGAGACGAGGAGCACGCACUUCCCGCCCCUCGGCCGCGAGCCCGAGCUCUGCGCGCGCCUCCUCACGGGCACGUGGGACGACCACGACUACGGCGCCAACAACAUGGACCGCCGACUGCCGCACAAAUACGACUUCCAACAGCUCUACCUCGACGCGAUCGGCGAGUCUCCGUGGAGCCCGCGCCGCAGCGGCGUCCGCGGCAUCUACGACGCGAUCCGCCUCAAUGCGGAGAGCGCAGACGCGCCAACGGUCGACGUCGUGCUGCUGGACGAGAGGUUCUCGCGCGACCCGCUGCCGUGCUCCGCGCGGUGCGAGUGGUGCGCGGAGUUCGUGCUCGCGGAGAACCCGCCAGGCGGGGGCGUGCCGAGCAUGGUGGAGUGGUGCCGGGACCUGUGCGUCAACGGCGGCGAACUCGGCCGCGGGGCGUGCUGUGCUCUCGACGAUCAGAUGCACGCGGGCUGCCCGCGCGCCAGCGUGAGCGACCCGCUGUACCCGCUGGCCUGCGACCCGGCCGCGCCCGCGUUCGGCACAGAGCCUGUGGAGGUGUUUGCAAACGGCACGAUAAGAAUUCGGACGGACGACGAGGAGUUCGACGCACGCGACCAGUUCGGGCUGUGCGAGAUGCUCGGGAGCGAGCAGCGCAGGUGGCUGCGGCGCGUGCUCGACGGCUCCGACGCCGAACUCGUUCUUGUUGCGUCGGGGUCGGUGCUGCUCAGCGACCCUGUGCGGACGAACGGGCGGGAGAACCGGUACCAGGGACAGUGCGGGGGCGACGACUGGGACUGCUACGCGGUGGCGCGCAACCAGCUGCUGCACGAGCUGUCGCGCGCCAAGGGUUGCGUUGCUGUGCUUACUGGAGACUACCACAUGGGGGACCUUAAGAUCCUGCGGCCUGGCCGCGACACGAAGUACGCCGAGUUGCUCGGGACCGCGGACCUGCGGCGCCCGAUCUACCAGGUCAUGUCGAGCGGCAUGACGACGAGCACCGCGGGCGAGCACGACCCCUCGGAGUGUUAUGGUCCGGACGGAGAGCGGGAGGCGUCGUGGAUGUACAAUUCCGCGGGGCUGCGCGUGAGGUCGCGCUCGGUGGGAGUGGAGGGCGAGUGGUACAAGGAAGAACCUUGCGGGAUCAAGUACGGCAUGAAUUUCGGGACGGUAGAGGUGGAGGGGCGGCGCGCGUGCCUCCAGAUACGCGACGGUGACACCGGGGCCGUCUGGGACCAGGUCUGCCUCUCGCUCGACACCUGCGAGCCAGUCCGGCCCCCUGAACCCCCCCCAGCGCCCUGA